Seriola aureovittata is the source of this 1270-nucleotide messenger RNA. It is a transcript of the gene dctpp1, whose product is annotated as dCTP pyrophosphatase 1. Gene Ontology annotation, biological process: nucleoside triphosphate catabolic process. Bases 101 to 625 code for a protein of 174 amino acids. Gene Ontology annotation, molecular function: nucleoside triphosphate diphosphatase activity. The transcript has a single exon. NCBI's taxonomy places the organism in Eukaryota, Metazoa, Chordata, Actinopteri, Carangiformes, Carangidae. The record is from RefSeq and is a predicted model, not a curated record.
AAGAACUGGCGGGACUUUUCCACAUGGUAGCUGAGGACCAGGUUGUUGACAAACCUGCAAAAGUUGUUUUUACGCGGCACCCUGAUAAAAUUUUCACAACAUGAUGGCUACAAAUGGAAAGGACGCAUGUGGAUUAAAAGAUGACGUGUCGUCGGUUUCUUCAAACGGCUCAGCUGCGGUGAACGGAGCAGUCACGGAGGGAUCAUCCGGCUCCAAGCUGCAGAAUGGAGGCACAGUACGCCCGGAGAGGUUCACCUUCAGUCCGGAGCCCUCCUUUGAGAAUAUCCGGCGGCUGCAAGCACAAUUCACGGACGAGCGGGACUGGAACCAGUUCCACCAGCCCCGCAACUUGCUUCUGGCCAUGGUCGGGGAGGUAGGCGAGGUGGCGGAGCUCUUCCAGUGGCGGGGGGAGGUUUCCGAGGGCCUGCCGGACUGGACCGAAUCGGAGCGGGAGCACCUGGCACAUGAACUGAGCGACGUGUUGAUCUACCUGGUGGAGCUCGCCGAGAAGUGUCACGUCGACCUUCCCCAAGCGGUGCUCCGUAAAAUGGCCCUAAAUCGUCUGAAGUACCCCGCGAGCAAGGUUCACGGAUCGGCCAAAAAGUACACCGAAUACAAGGACUGAGUGUCGGCGUCAAGAGACGGAUGGUGAUCUGUCUGGAGGUGACUGCUGGAGCUGCUGUGCACUUCACUGAUAACAUGCUGCAGUUUAACCAUGGCCUACUGCUACUGAACAUUUUAUCGCUUGGUUCAAAUGGCUUUUUCUGGGUUGAUAUGUACGCGCUUUAUCUUAGUCAUUUUUUCUUCUUCUUCUGUUAUGCACAUUUGUUAGCCUAGAUGCCUGCAUAUGCAAAGCCACAUUUAGCAGGCAAGGCACUUUAGGCAUAUGUUGGCUUUUAUUGAACUCAACUUUUAAUCCUGUUUUUAGCCUGCCCACAUGAGGCAUUGCAUACUUUUUUGUAGAGAAAAUACACAAUACAUUUGUCCAUUGGAUUUGGGAAUUAUUAGGAAGAAAAUAUUUCAGAGUGCUACAGUGGAUUGGAAAGUUGAAGAGGAGGAGCUGAAGCAGAUGAUUAUUUUCCUGACUGUCCCAGACAUGGAAAAAAGAGCAGUCAAAAGAGAGAGUGAUUGUGAAUUGUUCUUUUUUGUGUCUGUGUUUGUUGAUUUGUUUGAAUAUCCCAUCAUAUCCCAUCCUCUCAUCUAUUGUCUUAUUCUGAUCACAACUUUUAAAAAAAAUUCUUGUUUUAAAGUAAAAGUUGCUUCAAGUCUU